CAGCCAGCCACCAACAGCCACAGCAGCUCGAGAGUUUUGGCGCCGAACCGAAGUGUUGCGGCCUUGAUGGGGCGUGAGAAGACAAGCGAUUGACACGACCGUCGCGUAACUCUUUCCAGGCAGGCUACAUGUGAACUCGCGUGAACAUGAAGCUCGUAGAACAAACUGUCAAGAGCUUCCGCGUUGCCAAAGUGUUCAGAGAAAACACAGACCGCAUUAACAGCAUUGACUUUUCGCCCAAUGGAGAGACGCUCAUCUCCAGUUCGGACGAUGACUCCAUCGUGAUAUACGAUUGUGAGAAAGGAACGCACAAGCGGACGCUGAACAGCAAAAAGUAUGGUGUCGACCUCAUUCAUUACACCCAUGCGACAAACACCGCCAUCCAUAGUUCCACAAAGGUGGACGACACAAUCAGGUACCUGUCCCUGCAUGACAACAAGUACAUUCGCUACUUCCCAGGCCACACCAAAAAGGUGGUGACUCUUUGCACGUCACCUGUGGACGAUCUGUUCCUGUCAGGUUCCCUAGACAAGUCACUCCGGCUAUGGGACCUGCGCUCACCAAACUGUCAGGGGGUGAUGCACCUGACUGGUCGUCCCGUGGGCAACUUUGACCCCGAGGGCCUCAUCUUUGCGGUGGGCCUCAACUCUGAGCUGGUGAAGCUCUAUGACCUCCGCACUUUCGACAAGGGCCCCUUCAACACGUUCAAGCUUCCGCAGGACCGGGACUGUGACUGGACGGGGCUCAAGUUCAGUCCCGACGGCAAGAGCAUCCUCAUCUCGACCAACGGGGCCCUCAUCCACCUCAUCGACGCCUUCCAGGGGACGCCCCAGCAGACCUUCACGGGCCACACGAACAACAAGGGCAUCCCCCUGGAGGCAUCCUUCAGUCCAGACUCGCAGUUUGUGUUCAGCGGCUCGACGGAUGGCCGGGUGCACGUGUGGAGCACGGCGGAAGGAGGCACGCGCACCGCGGUGCUCAGUUGCGACCACACGGGGCCCGUCCACUGCGUCCAAUUCAACCCCAAGUACAUGAUGCUGGUCUCUGCCUGCACGAACAUGGCCUUCUGGCUGCCGAGCAUAGACGACAACUUGUGAAACCGAACCACUGCUGAGUGGCAGCACGACUGUUGCAAGGCCAGGAGGCUUACCGAACAUUCUGUGGCAAAGGGUCCAUCGCCGUGCUUGCCUCCUCGUCAUUGUAGCCUGCUUUGCCGCCGUUUCUUAAGUUAUUGGAGACUCAUGAGAAGAGAGUGGCCACUGGCUGCCCUGCCCCCCCCCCCCCCCAGCUUUCGUCAAUGAUCGCUUGUGUCGCUGCUCGAAUUCAUCGAUCUCAGCAUCGUUCUUCGAUAUCUCCGAACUGCGCUCUUAUACUGAACUCUACUGGUCGUUUUGGGGAAGGCCUUUCAGAGAGUCCUUGAGCAAACGCUCAGAUUUGGCAACUCUAAAUCUUGCAGACGAAAAAGUCUGCGCUUGUUUACAGCAGAAAUUACUCCUGUGACAUGACAUGCUCUGGAACUUAAUGACAGCAGAGUGAGGGAUGCGACUUCUUUGGAUUUAACCGAUUAGAAUUAACUGCUUGAAAAUCAAUUCUCUACUGCGAGCCAAAAAAAAAAAAAAAUAAGCCUGCUCCGAGUUGACCAGGGGUGUUCACCUUUAAUGAUGCAGCUCCAUUCGAGGUGUACUGCUGUUUGACUAAAGUAAAUAUCCUAGUUCAAAUGGUUAAUGUGUGGCAGGAAGCUAUAAAGGAAACAUAAAGUUUACCUCAUUCCUCAUAAUAUUUCCGGUUCCUGCAUGCAACUGUCACACCGUUUUAGUUACAAGCGAGCCUUGCACACGCAUUAUUUUAACCACUGCGCAUUAGGUGGUUUUUCUCUCGUGCUCAUACAUGUGCGACAUUUUUGACGGGGGAAGAAGGGCUCUGCCCAUGUCAGUUUGGGGAAGUGUGUGUUUCGAGGGAAUUGACAGCUGUUUUUGUCACCAGUGCACCUCGGAAAGUGCUACAUAUGUGAGAGCGCAGAGACUGCGCCCUGUUUGCCUCUUCUAUCGUUUUGUCAAAAGCUGGUUGCUGACUGUUCCCCCUUGUUUUGUUUUUGUCCAUUGUUUUCAGCUUUUAUCCUCCUGUUUCUUGUCACCAUAUCAUUUGCAUCAAUGAAGGCUCCUUUUGUUGGU
Molecule: messenger RNA, 2171 nt
Organism: Dermacentor albipictus
Lineage: Eukaryota; Metazoa; Arthropoda; Arachnida; Ixodida; Ixodidae
Gene: Wdr82
Product: WD repeat domain 82
Cellular component (GO): Set1C/COMPASS complex
Molecular function (GO): protein binding; chromatin binding
Source: RefSeq, a predicted model, not a curated record